GGAAAGUUCUGUGACAGAUGUGAACAGAACGCUUUUAAUUAUACCGCGUCUGGUUGUUUGCCUUGUAAUUGUAACAAUGAUGGUUCAAUUGAUCUCCAGUGUGACUCGGUAGGCGAUUUAUAAUCUCUUUUUGAAUCGUUUUUUUGUAGAUUUUCAAGUAUCAUAGUCAUACCUCAUGCAUUGUUUCUUAAAAAUGUUUGCCUAAACUUUCUAGGUCCAGUUUGUUAAUCCUUGUUAACCUUCUCUCUGAUCGAUCCUUCAAAAAUGUCUCUUUUUACAUCCAGGGUACCCCUGUUUAUAUAGUUUUCCACUAAUUUAAGGCAAAAUUCUACUUUAAAAUAUGACUUUUGUACUUCCUAUUUUCACAUUAAUUUAGAUACAUGGAAAUUGCAGCUGUAAAUCAAACGUGAUUGGUAAAAAGUGUGACAUUUGUACUGCGGGCUUAUUUGAUGUUCAGAAAGGUUGUUUGGGUAAGACUUCUUUUCUAAUAACUAAUUCAAGCGAUUCAAAUUCAGACAAGUCAGUAACUUGAUGGUUUUUGUGUAAACUGUGCAACCGUAGCUUGACUUUUUACCUAGCUGUAAUAGGGACUAUUUUCAAGCUCAAAGGCUUUAAAGCAUUUCAGGUCAAGGGAACAACCAAAUUUCAUAGGGAUGCAUGGGGCUGAAACUGUAUGUGAGAAGAAUGCAAUAACUGAAACAGAUUGCACACCCUCUUCCUGUUAAAUGACGGUUUGAAGUUUUCUCAUAGAGAUAUAUAUAUAUAUAUAUAUAUAUAUAAAUAAUUUUUUUGUGACAAGCUCCAAUUAGAAUUUAUUAAGAUUCAAAUAUUAGUUACUUCGCUUUCAUAAUAAUUAAAUUUAUUUACCUUGAUUACCAGGUGUGUCUACGCAAGUCUUGUUUUGUGGAUUUGAAGUUUUAACGAAAAUGCUUGCUCAGCACAAUGCUAACUAGCAAACGGACGUGCUUUAAGUCACAUCACUCGAAAAAAGACGAUCAUUUUCAUACAGCGAAAAGAGAGUUAAAGGGAAAUUCUGUACAGCUCACUGACAGAAUGUUAAAGGGAAGUUCCCUAUAGCUCACUGAGAGAAUGUAAAGGGGAAAUCUCGUAAAGCUUACAUGCAGGAAGAAUGGGAAAGGAAAAUCUCAAAUAGCUAACUGAAGGAAUGCAAAAAGGAUAUCCUGUAUAGCUCACUGAGAAGAGGUAAAAUGGAAAUCUCGUUUAAACUUGCCGCAAGAAUGUAACAGGGAAAUUCUGUAUAGCUCACUAAACUCUAAGGAGGUAGUCGCCACUGACUAGGUAGGAACGAGACAGUUUGUUGAGUGUAUGGCAAUAUAACGUACAACCAGUUGCUACAUUUGUUUUUCAGUUUGUAACUGUAGCUCUGUGGGGUCAAACAACCCUGGUGAAUGUGACAGAUAUAGCGGACAAUGUUCCUGCAAGCCUAAUGUGAUUGGUCGCACUUGUGACCACUGUAAACCUAACUAUUUUAACUUCACUUCUGGUCAAGGUUGUCAAGGUAAGGCAAACAAAUUUGUUGUAUUUAAACAAAAUACUGAGACCAAAGUAAAACGUUUAUUUUUGGAGAAAACACUGAUCCAUAUUUUUCCCCGUGGAAUAUAAUCCACAAUGAAGCAAAGUUUAGCGAUUAAACAAACUCCACAAAGUUUACGAAGGCCAUUGGGAAAAAAACUUUGUCAAUAUCAGUAUCUGGGCACCUACCCCUCCCCUAACCCAGCAUUAACCUUAACUUGUUGUCAAUUGACUGUUGUUGAGUUAGGGGAGGGUUAGGUGGGCAGUUGCCCACAUACUGAUAUUGAUCCAAAAAACUUAACCACUCAAAAAAAAAGGCCUUUUAGAAUUAAUACUGAGAGGAUAAGGCGUAGCCCACCAGGACCAUUAGUAGCUCAAAACUGUCAACUUUCAGCUUGCAACUGUUCGAUUGUUGGUGCAGUGAACAGCCAGUGUAACAACAUGACUGGUUUGUGUUCCUGUCAUUCUCAUGUGACGGGAAAGUUGUGUGACAGAUGUGAACAGAACGCUUUCAAUUAUACGUCUUCUGGUUGUACGCCUUGUAACUGUGAUAUUGAAAGCUCCACUGAUCUUCAGUGUGACUUGGUAAGCAUACACAGUCUCUUUUUCAUUCGUUAAAUCAUAACCAUUAUCAUUUCCUUAAAUGUGAUUGGUGCAUUAGCUGCUUUAUUUUUCACUAAUCAUUCUAUAUAGCUGCAAUUUUGGACAGUUGGCUGUAACUGGAUACCUGUAUCCGGACAGUUGAAGCAGGCAGUCGCACUUAGUCCUUUCAGCCAAAUCCACCAAUCACAGAAUUGAUCACAAUAACCAUAGCAACAACCACCUAUACAAAAGAAAGACUAAGGAAUUCCCAAAAUUGAUGAAUUUUUUACUGUAGACAUUUUUUCUACCGGAGAUAUUUGUCCUAAUGUAUUUGUUGUUUUCAGAAAUUGCAACGGUUAUGAUUAGUUGGUAAAAGGACUUCGUGUCGUCCAGUUCUGUCUGUAAUCAUACUCGUGAUUAACAACUCGUGGUCCCGCUUCGCGGUUACCUGAUUUUGUUUAUCACUGGUAUAAUUACAGACCGAAUUAUAAUAAGCAUAAUGUUACAUCUAUUAUGGAGCGCUCCUUCUUCUUUAACGAUCCGCGUCACUUCUCGCCUUUCUCUUUACCUUUCCUCAACGAAGAAAUAAUUAUUUUAAGGUCUCCUCCUAUCUUGACCUGUCUGAAGGAAACAACACUGUGAGGUAGUUCUUUCAUGGAACGUGGCUUAGUGUUAAGGACAUUUAUGUGGGGAACAUUUAUAUCCAUCUCGGAAAGCAUUUGUUAUAUAUUUGGCAAUAUUUUCUUUCCUUAUAUCACAUGAUUAGACAUACGGGAACUGUAGCUGUAGACCUAAAUUGAUUGGUAAGAAGUGUGAUGUGUGCAGUCCAGGCUUCUUCGAUGCAAAGCAGGGUUGUUUAGGUACGAUUUCUAUAAUUAUUGAUUUGUAAGAAAUAAGAAUUUCUCAAAUGGCUAUUGUAAGCUGAACAAUUAUGGUCAAGACGGAUAAGAAUUUUGUGAUAGCUGAAACGCACCCCACCCGGACACCACGUUUUCUCAGGCUACAGAAAAAGUGUGUAAUCAUGUACCUGAUACUGCUACUAAGCGAUCUCCAUUUUAUAGGGUCCGUUAAUCAGUCUUCAAGAAUCGAAACUAAAACUGCUUUAACCUUAGAAUAUUUCAGAUAUUCUGAAGGGAAACUUUUGAGAAUAAUACCUUUCCAGAUGAUCAUAAUUUGAUUUGCAGCAGUACCAAAUAAAAAUAAUAAUAAUGGUAGUAAUAAUAAUAAUAAUAAUAACAAUAAUAAUAAUAAUAAUAAUAAUAAAGAGGAUGACGAUAAUAAUAAUGAAACGGCUAGUCAUCACCGUGAUCAUGAGUAGCCGUUUCAUUAUUAUUAUCGUCAUCCUCUUUAUUAUUAUUGUUAUUAUUAUUAUUAUUAUUUAAAAAAAGUUAUUAUUAUUAUUAUUAUUAUUGUUAUUAUUAUGGAGCAGUUAUCAAUUGACAUCGAAAGUCUCCUUCGCAGCCGUUGUUUGGUCUCGUCACGCAACGUAGUGGGGGAGAGAACGUUACGUGACGAGACCAAAAUAGACUAAGAUUGCUUUGGUUUUGCUUUACGUUGUCCCCUGAUUGGCUUAGAAAACUCGAGCCACAAAGCGGAUCAAUCCUUUUGAUGUUUUCCCCGCUCUGAUUGGCCGAUAUGAUUCCUUUGCCUAUGGUUUUUCGACGCUCAGUCGAAAGGUGCUCUCUUUAUCAUAGCUAUAUUGUACUAAAGGUCACAUCAUUUUUUUAUGUAGCGUGCAACUGUAGCACAGUUGGAUCCAAAAUUCCUGAUCAGUGUGACAGAAAUAGUGGACAAUGUUCCUGCAAGCCUAAUGUUAUUGGUCGCACUUGUGAUCAGUGUGGGCCAGACUAUUUUAACUUCGCCUCCGGUCAGGGUUGCCAAGGUAUACCAGUUCGUGAUAUGCAGUACGUGCAAAUUUAAACUACCUACAAUAGAUGAAAUGAUUGAGAUUUCAUGCGGAGAACGUAAAUUGGAUAUUGCAAAAAAACAAAAAAUUUUUCUUAGGUUUUUUUUGUGCCUCCUUGGGAAAAAAUCCGCAAAAUGAAAAGGGGAGGCUAGAGUCAUUUUGCAUUAAUUUGGACUGGUUUUAACACAACUUCUUAAGGCUAGCUUUCAUCUCUUCUCAAAUUAGAACAGAUAAGACCCAAAUUUCUUCAAAUCAUAGAAAAGGCCUGAGCAUCCAAUUCUUCUUCAAUUCUUUUCGUCUUUUUUUUGUUUGUUUUGUGUUUUUGUUUUUGUUUUUACUUCUUUCAGCUUGUGCUUGUUUUUUACCUGGUGUCAACACCUCAGCGCACAGUGCCCUAUGUGACAGAGAUACUGGUCAAUGUUUCUGUAACAGUGGUGUGCUAGGAAGGACCUGUGAUAUGUGCCGUAAUCCUUCCAUGAAAUUAGGUUCCGCCAGUGAGGUUGGGUGUGUAGGUAUGUUAUUAUGACUAAAAGGAAACACAUGCUCCAGAAAUCAUAUGUUCUUUAUCUCCGCCAUGACGUGUGUACUGACAAAAUUACGACACUGAUUGCGUAUUGCUAUUCCAAUGAGUUAACUAACUUUCGAUAAUUGUUUUCAAAUUAACUGAAAAUUGGACUACAGAUGCCAUCAUUGUAAAAUGCGCCUAACAACUUCGCUGCUCACCAAAAAACGUAACAAAUUCGUACUCCUCUUCUUUUUAUCUCCAUUUUGAAUCUUACGCACAACUUUGACCGCUUACCCAUGAAGCAAGAGAGUCACACCCCACCUUUUUUCGUCCCUUGGCAAUGGCAAACUUUUCGAAUAAUGAUUUAGAACUUUCUUAAAACGCAAAAUGAUUUUUAUCGCGUGUUGUGGUUCGUUCU
Molecule: messenger RNA, 4944 nt
Organism: Pocillopora meandrina
Lineage: Eukaryota; Metazoa; Cnidaria; Anthozoa; Scleractinia; Pocilloporidae
Source: the annotation of a GenBank genome assembly